This is a messenger RNA of Kalmanozyma brasiliensis GHG001, 1836 nucleotides long. RefSeq lists its product as uncharacterized. The coding region runs from base 1 to 1836 and encodes 611 amino acids. NCBI's taxonomy places the organism in Eukaryota, Fungi, Basidiomycota, Ustilaginomycetes, Ustilaginales. The record is from RefSeq and is a predicted model, not a curated record. The transcript has a single exon.
AUGAGCGGGCGGGAGCGUAUCGCUCAAGCCGGACCGAGCAAUCCCAGUCGGCAGCCCAAACCAGCCACCAGCUGGUCGCUGUCCCUCUUUGGUGGACGACAGACCAAACCAUCAUCCAACCCAUCUGGUCUCGGGUGGAGUCGACCUGGCGCCUCGUCCUCUGCGCGUCAUCGGGACGAGCGAGAAUCUUUGCUCCCGUCUCCGAGCGCGGACGACUUUGACGAUUCGGAUGCCAUCUCGUUGCUCUCCAACAUUGCGGAUCGUGAUUCGCGCCGGGGUGGUAGCGGAUCGGCUGCCGCGCGUCGUCGUGCGCGUGCGAGGGCCAGAGCACAAGGUCGAACAUGCGGAACAUUCUGGCUGGACGUCGAAGAGUGGAUCCCAGCGCUAUCGUGCGGGCUGCUCGGCAGGACGAGCACCUCAGAAGGUGAAGGGAGGAGACAACGCGCUGCGUCGAUUGGCAGCGUCAUGAGUCGCGGCAGACGCAGUCAGGCAGACGAGGAGGCCGUCGCGGCAUUGACACAUCAGCGAUCGGUCAGCGAUGCGAGCCUCGAUAGUAUCGCUGGCAGUCUGGCCGGGUCCGGAUUUGCGGAGAGCGUCGACGAUGAUGCGGGUAUGCUGGAUGAUGUGGACAUUGCGAGGUUUGGUCAGCCGAUAGCCACGCAUCAACACGACCACGAGUCCCCAGCUCAAUCUCAGGCGGCAGCAGAAGACGAAGCACUACUCAAAGCGGAAGCAGAAGCAGCUGAGGCGAACGCACAAGCAGAACGUCAAAGAGCACUCGAAGCUGAGGCCGCGCGACUGCAGCAGGAAGCCGAAGCAGAAGCGCAACGACAGAAAGACGAAGAAGCGAGGCUCGCGGCAGAAGAGGAAGCUGCCAUCGCCAAAGCGCGUCGCAAGGCCGAGCGCAAAGCUGCCAAAGCGGGGCUGUUGAAGCUGCAACAGGAGAACAAGGCAGCGCAGGGAUGGAGAACCGAGGCUGAGGCAGAAGCUGCUGCUGGCGGGUUUGGGCUUGCUGAUGCGGAGGAGGACGAGUCGUACGAUCACGACGCAGCCGAGGAACACUUCGACUACCAGGAUGCGGAUGAGGAGAUGCACGGCGGCGAGUACGAGCAGUAUGGCGAUGCCGAGGAAGGCGCGGAUGGGUACUACGCGACGGUGCAAGAGCAAGGACCGGCUGGAGUUGUAGUUCACCACCACUACUAUCACGCUACCCCGCCAGCCGAGGAGGAGGAAGAAGUGUUCGUCUACCAGCCCUCGCUGCCCGCUCAGCAGGAUCGCAGUCCAGUCAAGGAGGUGGUCGAGGAAGACGAACCUGACAUCGCGGGGCUCUCCUUUGGCCGCAAGGCGUCUCGAUCGCGACACCACGACAGCAGUGCAGGUAGUCGCUCUGGAAGUGGGCUCACGCCACGCGGUCUGCCCAGCUCUUCCUCGAGCAAUAGCAUCACCCGCCCCACCUAUCGCGAUCGACCCCGUCGAGGCUCUAAGUCGUCCAACUCCUCCUCCGGCAUCUUUUCCUAUCAGUCGUCCAACGCUCUGCACCCAAACGCACCGUCGACGGUGGCGACGAGCGUCACUUCGCCGCUGGGUCGCGAGUCGGAAGAGGUGUACACCCCCGCAGCGGGGCUGGAAGGCACGAAGGGUGGCGCAGCGCACGAGGUCGAGGGUGCCCAGUUCGGAAAGGCCGAUGUGGACGCGAACGAGUUCGGCGUCAUCACAGCAGGUAGCGACAGGGGUGGUGCGGGGCGGGUCAAGAAGAGUUGGCGCGAGAAGCGCGCCCGCAGUCAGGUGGUCCCCGACGAGGACGGGGAGCGAUUCGAAGGGUUUCCUGGCUUCUAA